Messenger RNA from Chara braunii, 1966 nucleotides. The record is from the annotation of a GenBank genome assembly. Lineage: Eukaryota; Viridiplantae; Streptophyta; Charophyceae; Charales; Characeae.
CCGCGAUGGAUGCCCCCGAGAGACGAAGGGUGCAAGGUGAUGGUGGGCACGAUGGAUGCCCCCAAGAGGCGAAAUUCUGUACAGCUUGGCAGUGGAUUCCUGCUGCUCCCCGGGGCUGGGUGGGCUGAUGGAGGAGGAGGAGGAGGAGGAGGAUUCCUGCUGCUCCCCGGGGCUGGGUGGGCUGAUGGAGGAGGAGGAGGAAGAGGAAGAGGAGGAGGAGGAGGAGGAGGAGGCGUGGGACUGGGGGUCCUUCACAAAGCCAGUGAAAUAGGUGGAGGUGUAGGAGUAGGUGGAGGUGUAGGAGGAGUAGGAGUAGGCAGAGGAGGAGGAGGAGGAGGAGGAGGAGGAGGAGGAAUGAUGGGAACGGUAGGUGGUGAAGUGGUAGAAGCGUAUUUGAGAAUGAAUUGGUCUUGGCGAUGGAGACGACGGGGGGAAGGAGGAGAGUACUCAGGUCAUCAUCUUGCACGAUCCCCUUCCAUGAACUCGAGGCCUUGGCAUGCGCGUCUGCUCCACCCUCGAGUGCUAAUGAACUUGUUGUUGGCAGUAAUUCUGUACGGAUGUAUGAUCAUCGCGGCAAAGCUUUGGGUGUUCACACCUGCACAGCCGGAAUUUGCAAGUGAGCUGAGAACGCCGUUUUCGCCGAACCUGAGAGGGGUGCCACAGCAUCCUGCCCCGAGGAUUCCCAAGCGACGUGCCAUUUUCAACCUGCGUCAAUUUGGUGGAAAGGGUGACGGCAAGACGCUGAACACGGCCGCCUUUCAGAAAGCAAUGUACGCUGUGAGCAAGACAAAGGGCGGCGGUGUGGUCUAUGUACCACAGGGAAGAUGGUUGACUGGUUCAUUCAACCUCACAAAUCAUGUGACGCUCUUCAUUUCAAAAAGAGCGACCAUUUUAGGAAGUCAGGAUGAAGAUGACUACCCACUUAUCCAGCCUCUCCCUUCUUAUGGCCGGAGCCGCGAAAGACCUGGACCAAGGCACUCUAGCCUUAUCCAUGGGGAGAAUCUGCAAGAUGUAGCUAUCACAGGAAAGGGAACGAUCGACGGACAGGGUCAUCUAUGGUGGUCGCGGUUCGAGAGGCGGGAGCUUCGCUAUAGCCGAGGUUGCCUGAUCGAGCUCCAAUGGACAGACGGGAUCAUCAUCUCAGGACUCACUCUCAAGAAUUCUCCGUUCUGGACCAUCCAUCCCGUGUACUGUUCGCAUGUAUAUAUUCAUGGCUUGAAGAUCUUCUCACCCAGUGAAAGGGCACAUAAUGCGGAUGGCAUCGACCCAGACUCCUGUGACGAUGUCCUGAUCCAAGACUGCUACAUCAGCACAGGCGAUGAUGCUAUAGCAGUUAAGAGUGGAUGGAAUCAAGCUGGCCUCGCGUACAACCGCCCUUGCAAGAACAUCGUCAUUCAAUCUAUUGUCAUCGAUGCCAGUCAUGGCGUAUCCAUAGGGAGCGAAAUCUCCGGUGGGGUGAGCAAUGUUAGCGUGGAGCAUGUGCGCAUCUCCGGCGCACAGCAGGGUUUACGGAUCAAAGUGGCAAAGGGACGUGGAGGGUACGUGCGCAAUGUGAGCUUCCGCGAUGUGUGGAUGCUGAACACGAAGAGAUCGGGAAUCGAAAUCAACGGCAACUACUCGCGAGGAAUCGUGCAUGCGGACGAUGACAGGUUCGACCCAACCUUGACGACGGAGGUGUCGCACAUACAAAUAUCGCAAGUAAAUGGGCUUGGCCUGAAUGACACUGCAAUCCGGUUGAUCGGAUUUCCUGAAAAGCAUUUCACUCAUCUAGAAUUCGAGGAUGUGUUUGUCGGUGUUUCCAACAAUAGUUCCCCAUUUCUCUGUUCGUACAUUCAUGGUACGGCUAAGAAUGUAACUCCUACCCCUUGUAAUGACCUUGACAUUCUGAACUAGAUAUUCAAAUGUUGGAAUUGUGAAAAUUUGUAAUUUGUCGUCGUCUUCUUAGAUUUAAAAUUUAACAGCUGAU